Molecule: messenger RNA, 738 nt
Organism: Chrysoperla carnea
Lineage: Eukaryota; Metazoa; Arthropoda; Insecta; Neuroptera; Chrysopidae
Exons: 3
Coding region: 83-679 (198 amino acids)
Source: RefSeq, a predicted model, not a curated record
ACAUUUAUGAUUUGAUUAACGUGGGAAAUAAUAAAAAGUUUUUUAAAAGCAUUAAAAAGUUGUAUUUUUCAUCUAAUUUAGCAUGGCGCCAAAGAAUAAAGUGAAAUGUAGAGCUAGUAAAAGAUUAAAAUUAAAAAAUAAAUUGAAUAAAAUUUCGGAAUCAAAUAGUGAAACGAAAAGUCGUUCAAAGCAAGAACCUGUAUUUUUAAGAAAAUCUCAUAUUAAAAAAGCAAUAAAAUUCUUAAAUCAAACAGAAACCAGGAAACGUUACCAAAUAGAUGAAGGGAAACGACGUGCCAGUAAAUGUAAAUUACCAAUUUAUCAGCUUCAACAAAAUGAUAACGUUUAUGAUUCUUUAAGUUCCAUGUCAUAUUUAAAUAUUUCACGGCAUAUGAGAACUUGUAUAUUAAAUCAUGAUUGGAAUAAUUUAACUAAAUUAUUAAUUUUAUUUUUUGAUGCUAAAAAACAAAAUCCUAUUAAAUAUAGAAACGCAUUCAUUAAUUUAUUAAAUAAUCCUGAUGCUAUUCGACAUAACUACUUAGAUGAAUUUCUUCAAAUGUUUGUAUGUUGUCGCACCGAAGAAGAAAAAAUUACGUUUAUGAAUAAGUUAUUAAGUAUAGAAUCGAACGAAUUAAUUAAAAAUGAAAAGAAUUUGGAUAGCAUGGAAAUUGAAUUGUAGGACUUUUUAAACAUUUGAAAUAUAUUUAUAUAAUUUAUUGCCGAAUUACGCAAUAUAAA